AUGCGCACAUCAGUUCUGAUCGCGGCUUCCGCCGGUGCCAUCGUCACCGGCUUACUUGCCUAUGCCGCCUACUUCGAUCAUAAGCGACAGACCGAUCCUGAGUUCCGCAAGUCCUUGAAGCGCAAUAACCGCAAGUUGGCCAAGGCGGUCCAGGAGGAGCAGGCCGCCCACGGCGCUGCGCGCCGUGAUGCGAUCAAGCGGGCUGUCCAGCAAGCCAAGGAGGAAGGUUUCCCCACUGAUUUGGAGGAGAAGGAAUCCUACUUUAUGAACCAGGUUGCCAAGGGCGAGGGUCUGUGUGCCGAGGGCUCCCAAAACAUUGAGGCUGCCCUUGCCUUUUACAAGGCUCUCAAGGUGUAUCCCCAGCCCAAGGACCUGAUCUCUAUCUACGACAAGACCGUGCCCAAGGAGUGCCUGGAGAUCCUGGCUGAGAUGGUCGCGAUGGACACGAGCCUCAACCUGGGUGGCUCAUUCACUGGCGGCGAGGAGUCUGUUGGCGGCUCUGACAACCACGGUGUUGAGUAA
Molecule: messenger RNA, 522 nt
Organism: Penicillium diatomitis
Lineage: Eukaryota; Fungi; Ascomycota; Eurotiomycetes; Eurotiales; Aspergillaceae
Product: TOM complex receptor protein TOM20
Exons: 3
Coding region: 1-522 (173 amino acids)
Biological process (GO): protein import into mitochondrial matrix; tRNA import into mitochondrion; protein targeting
Cellular component (GO): mitochondrial outer membrane translocase complex; mitochondrial outer membrane
Molecular function (GO): transmembrane protein transporter activity
Source: RefSeq, a predicted model, not a curated record